Molecule: messenger RNA, 1808 nt
Organism: Aspergillus ruber CBS 135680
Lineage: Eukaryota; Fungi; Ascomycota; Eurotiomycetes; Eurotiales; Aspergillaceae
Exons: 3
Coding region: 21-1457 (478 amino acids)
Source: RefSeq, a predicted model, not a curated record
CAAUCCUCCAACAACCAACCAUGCAAUCCAACAAAGAAACCCCCAUACCACCCCAAAUUAACACCAAUACAAGUCCUACAACGCACGACCCCGUCCUCACACCAGACGAUGAAGCGUUCUUCCGGCGGAUCAUGUCGCGACCCGAUGCCGCGGGGGGUAAUGCGGUGAUGGCUGACGCCCCGAGCCCGGUCGCGCAGGACGCGGAGGAAUUUGGCAAGAAGUUUGGAGAGCAGCAGCGAAAGGCGACAGACUUGGAGGAACAGGAGAAGGGUAAUAAUAAGGAUAAAAAUAAAGAAAAUAAAGAGCAGGAGACUGGGCCUGCGGAGGGGAAGAAAAAGCGGUGGAGCUUGAAUUGGCCGUGGGGAAAGGGGAAGAAGAAGGCAGAGAAAUCAGACAAUGCAAUCGAAGCUCCCGAUCGCGCUUCGAAAGACAAGGAUGCUACCGAAGAUCAAUACCAACCGCAACAGCCGCAACAAGCAGAAGCAGCGAAAGAAGCAGAAACACCAGCACCAGCAGAUGAACCAGCAGACAGCGAAAUGGCCGAAAUUCUCGAACAACUUAAUCUCGCCGCAGAAAACAACCGCGUCUUCUCCGCCAGCGACGAAAUGCAGGAACUCCUCCGCAAGUUCAAGCUCAUCUUCAAAGACCUCAUCAAUGGUGUCCCAACCGCUUACCAUGAUCUUGAAAUGCUUUUUAAGAACGGCAACAACCAGCUCCAGGACACAUACUCGAAGAUGCCUACCUUCCUACAGAGAUUGAUUGAGAAACUGCCUGAGAAAUGGACCGAAUCUUUAGCGCCAGAGGUUCUGGCUGCGGCUAGUGAAAGAGCCACAAAGAGCGGAGUCAAUACGGAGAAUGUGGCCAAGGCUGCUGCGGCAGCUGACAAGAUGGGACUGAAGAUUCCCAGUUUGAAAGAGCUGGUGGGGAAACCAGCUGCCAUUGUUGGGAUGUUAAGGUCGAUUGUGGCUUUCUUGAAGGCACGGUUCCCAGCGAUUAUUGGUGUGAAUGUUCUCUGGUCAUUGGCAUUGUCCAUCCUUCUAUUCGUCCUCUGGUACUGCCAUAAACGCGGACGCGAAGUUCGUCUAGAGAACGAGCGUCUCGUCACCGAGGAAGAGAUACGGAAGAUGAAUGAGCAGAUGGCAUCGGAAGAAAGACCUAUCCGGGCUACUGAGACGUUGACUACAACUGCUCCUCCGGGUGCUGCAACCGAUUUGAUCCGCGACGGCGUUCGAGAAGUCGAGCAGACGCGGGAGACAGUCCGAACCAGCACUGCAAAUCCUCAGCAGGAAGCCUCCGGGCAGGGAGCUGGCGAAGAAGUCGCUGGCCAACAGGCGACUGGGACAGAGGCGGAAAAUGGAAAUACUGCCCCGGUUCCGACACGGUCCAAGUCAAGACUUUCGAUCUUUUCGCGGUCAGGAAAGAAGACGUCUAAGGCUGAGCCGUACCCGGGGACUUGAUCUCUGUAUAUAUGUUAUUGGUAUAUAGUUGUUUGGCUAUGAGAUACCCAAUUGCUGAUAUGAUAUUAAGCCAUUGACCUCACUGCGGGGUGCAGAUGAGCAUGGUCCAAUCGGAUCGGCGUUGACCUGCAGAUCAUGGAAUGUGCAUGCAUAAGCAUGCAUGGAUACAAGUUUUAUGACAACUCAUCGGAGGAUUUAGGAUACGACACCUCGGGAACAGUUACAGAGUACCUACAUCUUGAACAGAGUGCUCCGUUCUAUGUAAAUGAUUAUUGUAAAUGUAUAGCUGUCCUCAUACUCAAAAUAAACCGGUAAGGAACGGCGCCACUCGGGAUGUGGGUCUACCUCGGC